Molecule: messenger RNA, 2289 nt
Organism: Phymastichus coffea
Lineage: Eukaryota; Metazoa; Arthropoda; Insecta; Hymenoptera; Eulophidae
Product: pancreatic lipase-related protein 2
Exons: 7
Coding region: 144-1196 (350 amino acids)
Biological process (GO): lipid metabolic process
Molecular function (GO): lipase activity
Source: RefSeq, a predicted model, not a curated record
GGCCAGCGCGGCGGACGGACUCGCCGGUCGCGGCCGAUCGCUCGCUGCCAUUAAGUACACGGACGCGUGUGUGCAUAAGCGCAUCGUCGUCGUCGUCGUCGUCGUCGUCGCGCGCACCAGUCACCGAUGUCAGCCAGCGGGAGAUGGCCCUGCUCAGCCUCGCGCUCUCCGCUCUGCUGCUACUGCGCCUUGCUGCCGUCGAUGUGACAGCGGAAAACAAAAACAAAUCUUGGCAAGAUCUAUUCAACAGUACUUCUUGCGCGAGGCCACCAUUCACUUGUCCCUAUCCACAAAUCCAGUUUUUCUUGUAUACCAGAGAGACGCAGCAGAGUCCGUUUUUUAUAGACGUGACCCGCAGAGACUCCCUGUUCAAAUCUCGCUUCAAUCCGACUCACCCGACGAAAAUUAUCAUUCACGGAUUCGGAGGCGGCAGAAAUUUAGCGCCGAGCACCGAUCUGCGAAAAGCUUACUUCACGCGUGGCAAUUACAACAUCAUAAUCGUCGAUUACGGCUCGUUGGUGCGCGAGCCAUGUCUCUCGCAAAUCUCUUGGGGUCCGGACUUCUGCUCGCGAUGUAUCGCUCAACUGGUACGUUACAUCAGGGAUCAUCCACGUGGAACUCCCGUGGAGAACAUACACAUGCUUGGUUACAGUGUUGGAGCGCACAUCGCUGGUCUUGUUGCCAAUUAUUUGCCUGACGACAAGAUUGGCAGGAUCACCGGGCUGGACCCGACGAUAUUUUUCUACAUGAAUGGCAAUCGGUCGAGGGAUCUGGAUACGACCGAUGCACAUUUUGUCGAUGUGAUCCACACGGGAGCGGGGAUCCUCGGACAGUGGGGCCCAAAUGGCCAUGCGGAUUUCUAUGUGAACGGUGGAUCAAGUCAGCCCGGAUGCGCAACCUCGUCAAUACUCCAAACACUGUCCUGCGACCAUACGAAGGUGACGCCUUACUACAUAGAAUCGAUAACGACCAAAGUCGGCUUUUGGGCAGCACCGUGCGCAAAUCUGUUCUCAUACCUGAUCGGCUGGUGCAACCCGUCCGAAGACGAGUACAUACCGAUGGGGGAGGAUACCCCUCAUACAGCAAGAGGAAUCUUUUAUCUCUCAACAAACGCACACAAACCAUACGCCCUCGGACUUCCCGUAAAAAAACAGCAACAGAGAAAUCGGAAGCGAUCCUCCUCCCGCCAGUAUUAAGUCUCCUCAAGCAGCUCAUCAAUAUUAUCAUAGAGUAGACAAAGUCAUCCAGACAGCAAUCAAAUACUUGUAUACAUAUACAUACUGUUUCUCGUCACUACUUUCCAUAGUUUUACAUACGUAACUCGCGCAAAUCGAGUUUGCAAUCAAAAAAAUAUUAAGCGUGGCCUCGCACUUAUAUAUACGAUAUACCGAAAAUGGUAUUCUUUAUUUUCUCGAAUAUAUAUUCACCGACUGCUUCUAUAUAUAUAUAUAUAUACAGUGAGAUGAAUACAUAGUUUUACCGGCAUCAUAUUUUGUAUUUGUAUGCAAGAUAGCUGUUGAAUUAUCUCUAUUCUAUACGAUUUUUAUGAAUAAUUUCUUUAAUACUCGAUAUUCUCUUAUAUUUAAUAAAUUAUGAAGCGAUAUUCCUCCUACGAUAUAGUUUGUAGUACGUAGAUGAGUGAUGGAUGGUUCAACGGUUGAGUUAAACAAGGUUUUCAAAAUUUUUAGCGAUAGUCUAAUGAAAUGAAAUUACUUGUUAACAAUUGUGUACUUUGAAUGUAAAUAGCUGUUAGUGUUUUGCUUUGCGAAAUAAAUUUUUACACGAGCAAUAGCGCUAAUUAAUCCUCCGGAGCUCAAGCUAAAAAUGUCAAUAUGGCUGAAAAGAAAUAAGAGAACAUCACAAUAAUUAUGUUAACAACAAUAUUUAUUACAUAAUAAUUAUGAUAUAAUAAUAACUUCUAUGGAUUUACAAUACAUCGUUCGCACUAAUCCUUAAAUACAGUACGUAAUGAAAUGAUUACAAGAUUGGUUGAUACACAUCCUUCGUCUCUCGGCAAGCUUGGGGACGUCUUGUUAUUAUAAUUAUUUUUUCAUGUAUCUUCUUUCGUCUGCUUCACUAUUCUUUCUUUUUGUUUAAAUCUUUCACUUCUAAUCCCGAAUUAUAUGUAGAAAUAUCCGUAUAAUGUUCCAACACGUUUAUAUAAGAAGAUUGAUCCAAUCUUUAUCGCCGAGUUUGAGGAUAAGAAAUAAAAACAAUCUUAUUUUUUCCUUCAUUCUUCUCUCUCUCUCUCUCUCUCUCUCUCUCUCUCUCUCUCUCUCUCUCUCUCUC